Molecule: messenger RNA, 2308 nt
Organism: Carcharodon carcharias (great white shark)
Lineage: Eukaryota; Metazoa; Chordata; Chondrichthyes; Lamniformes; Lamnidae
Exons: 5
Coding region: 45-758 (237 amino acids)
Molecular function (GO): peroxiredoxin activity
Source: RefSeq, a predicted model, not a curated record
GUUUCAUUUGAACUUUCAGGAGAAAGCUUUCGGCGGGCGGCGCCAUGAGUUUGUGGUGUAUGGGGAAGGUCGGCCGGCUAUCGUCUUUCAUUGUGUUAACAUCGAGAAUGACAAGAAUGAGAUCUGCUUGCAAACUGGAGUACAGCGCAAAAUCUGGGAAACCUGAGCAACCUAUUGGACGGUAUCCUGUCCCAUAUAAAAAGGAUCUGCCAUAUGACAUUGUUGAACUGAUGGAGGAGGUAGAAACUAAGAGUGGAUUUUUGCCAAACAUAUUCAAAGUGCUUUCCUAUCGGCCUGUGGAAUUUAGGGCAUUCUUUGCAUACUACAAUGCCCUAAUGAACAAAGAAACAGGUAAUCUCAGCAAAGCAGAUAGAGAACUUAUUAUUGUGGCCACGAGUGCUAAUAAUCACUGUCCCUACUGUGUCAUUGCACAUAGUGCCCUGCAUCGGAUAUAUUCCAAAAAUCCAAUUCUAGCAGAUCAGGUGGCUGUGAACAGGCAAUUGGCUGACCUGGAUGAUCGGCAACGUGCCAUGUUGGAUUUUGCUCUUGCUGUGAGCAAUGCAGAAAACAUCAAUGAGGAUCAUCUAAAAAAACUGGAAAUGCAUGGAUUUGAUCGUGAGGAUGCCUGGGAUAUUGCCACAAUAACAGCGUUCUUUUCAAUGUCCAACCGUCUGGCUCACCUCAUCAAUUUGCGUCCGAAUGAAGAGUUUUAUACGUUGGGAAGAUUGGCCAGGGAGAAGGAUAAGAAUGAGGGUUAAGAAACUCUGAUGUCCAAGUUCUGUUACAGAUUCAGCCUGCUGUUUAUUUGGAAAGUAGCAUAUGUUAUUUAAGUUUGAUGUGAUGGCUCUGGAACCCAGAGCUGCUAGGUUGUGAAAUGCAAAAUGAAACUAGAAUCAAAAAUAAGAGAAUUUCCAUACAAAGUUGAAACCAAGUAGAAUUCUAACUACUGUAUUUAAAAUUAGGAAGUAAGAAAACAAUUGUAAUUGAGCAUUUAUCCAAAAAAUACCAAAAGAAGCAACUGUUAUGUAAUGGGAUUGUACACUCAAUGAUUUUGUACCAUUUUAUAUACAAGUAAACAGGUAUGAACAUUUUGAGUUCUGUCGAAGGGUCAUGAGGACUCGAAACAUCAACUCUUUUCUUCUCCGCUGUUGCUGCCAGACCUGCUGAGUUUUUCCAGGUAAUUCUGUUUUUGUUUUAGGAAUGAACAUUAUAUGGACAUACCUGGCACCCUUUGCAGUCCCAGAACUCAAUUACUGGUAUGAUGGAACUGUAUUGAACUAGUUCUGCUGUUGAAAAUAAAUCAACAAUUUACUGUUUUUGUUACUAAUCGAUUUAUGCACAUGAAAUUAUUGUGCAUUUUGAACCUGGUUGAGUUUCAGUUUAAAAUUGACUCUUAAAUUUUAAAUUUGACUCUUAACUGCCCUCUAAGAUGGGCUAGCAAGCCAUUUAGUUCAAGGGCAAUUAGGGAUGGGCAAGAAAUUCUGGCACUGCCAGCGACACCCACGUUCCAUGAAAGAAUAAAAAAAAGAACAUCUUGGGGAUUUUCAAGAAAUUGUGAAAGACAUCAUAUGAUUUUAAUUCUAUUUAACAGAAUGUUAGUACAAAAAAUUUCAUCUUAUUACUUAGCUAACUGAAGAGAAAGGCAGUUUUGUUUAAAGAACAGUUUUCAAUAAUUCCCUAGAAUGGUACUGAAAAUGAGGAAAUUAUAGUUCUAGGCACCUCCAUGAUAGGGAGUGGAUUAGAGCCAUGGAACUAGUGCAGUAAAAGUUCACUAGAAUGGUGUCACAAGCAAGAGGUUAUAGUUACGAGGAAAGGCUUGAAAGAUUCGAACUUUUUUCACAAACACUCAUGGCAUGAACUAAUAGAUGUUCAAAAUUAUGAAGAAUUUUGAGAGGGUAAAUAGUGUUUUCAGUGUUUAGCAAAUCAAUAACAAGUGGUAGAGGCAGGGCUAUCAUGAAAGAGCAAACAGGGACGUUAAGACAUUUUUCAAAGGGUAAGAAUGCUUUCGAUAUCGAGGUAGAGACUGUAACAUAAUUUAAAUGGAAAUCAAAAAGGGAAUUAAAAAGAACAUAGAAGCAAGUGGAAAGGACAGGAAAAUUGGAUUAGAGUACAUAACAGUCCCAGUUAUCAAUGGAAGCUAUUAGCCUGAAUGAAUUGUUUCUGUAGCACAGUUUUGAUAAGUUUCAUUUAAAUUUGCAGGAAAUGAAUUUGAAUGGAAUCCUAAAGAACAUGUGAAAUUGCAAGAAUAACUGCAGGUUGAACACCAAUUUAAUUUUCAUUUAAAAUUAAAAUUUCUUUCAAAGUUGAA